AUGUCUAAACGAUGGUAUCGUUCAAGGAGGAAUCAUCUUAUAAUCAUAGUGAUCACUAUAAUAUGUAUUAUUUAUUAUAUAAGCGACAGUUGGCAACGAGGAUUGAACAUGGACCUGACAAGGAGAACAGAAAAGCCCGCUGAUCCUAUCUCGGUUGUGGUUCCAAGUAAAAUUGUACAAAAAGGUAUUAAAAGAAAAUCUAUAUUGAAAUUGAUAGAAAGUCGGAUAAAAGAAUCUCUGCAACAAGACAAGGGGCAAGGGUGCAAUGUGCCACAACUGGACCCGUUUGCUGAGGAGUUGGUGGCCUUGGAGAAGAAGAAGAAACGUCCUAAUAUUGUGUGCAACGAUCCCGAUUGGGUGAAAUGUUACAUAUCUAAAUGUUGGGUAGUAAAAGAUAUACUAGAGACGACAACGGAUUUAGUCUGCACGUACCAAGAUAUAUUGUAUCAGUCUGACUGGAAAUACCACCUGGGACCUGUAAGGACAAUACAAAAUCACGGCUUCUUUACUCUUGACAAGAGCGAUCAUAUCAAGAUCAAGUGUACGGGUAAACGUGGCGAUAGUAAUUCGUAUACGACAUGGUACGGUUACCACGUAGGUUUUCGUAAGUCAGUGGAACGGUUUCCGACUCCACCAGGAAGAGAGGACACCUACAACGUGAUGAUAUUCGGCUUCGAUUCCACCUCCAAGUUAGGAAUAAUACGCAACUUACCCAAGAGCUUCGACCACAUCAAGAAUCACUUGAAGGCAACUGUUAUGGAUGCUUACAAUAUUGUUGGUGACGGUACUCCAGCCGCUUUGUUCCCGAUUCUCUCGGGAAAAACUGAACUUGAGCUCCCUGAUGUAAGAAAGGCAAGCUCCAACGGUACGCUGGACUCAUUCCCCUUCUUAUUCUACAAGCUGAAAGAAGAUGGAUAUCGCACAGCAUAUUUCGAGGAUAUGCCGGGAAUAGGAACGUUCCAAUACCGGUUCAACGGCUUCAAACGUCAGCCGGCUGAUCAUUAUUUACGCUCUUUCUAUCUUGAAAUGAACAAAAGGGGCAAAUGGCUGAAACAACAUCAAUAUUGUAUCGGCGACACACCGCAGUAUAAAGUCAUGAUGAAUAUUACUGAACAGUUCAUGCAACUGGAUGGCAAGAGGUUUGGUUUCACGUUCGUCGCUGACAUCACACAUGACGCGAGCUACAUAUCACUGGCGGACGAUGAUUUCUUAAUAUUGCUGCGUCGACUGGAGGAGAAAGGUCAUUUGGAAGACACCCUCGUCAUCCUGAUGACUGAUCAUGGACCAAGGUUUUCAUCUGUCCGUGGUACGCUGCAAGGCAAGCUUGAAGAACGUUUAGCGUUUAUGGCCGUACGUUUACCUGAUAGGAUGCAACGGUCCCAGCCGUACGCCCAAAUGAACUUGGAACAAAACGCCGCCGUCCUGACCACGCCCCACGACGUGUACGCCACGAUCGUCGACGUUCUAAAAUUGCCGCAACAUAAGAAUCCCUACAAAAUCCCCGGGGCUGACUUCCCCAGAGGAAUGUCUUUAAUUGAACCGAUCCCCAAGAACAGGUCGUGCAGUGAAGCUGGCAUUCAGCCGCAUUGGUGUGCCUGUGUCAACUGGAAAAAUGUCACCGACUCCUCCAUGAUACAGAGAACCGCUGAAGCAUUCGUUAACUACAUCAACCAGCUCACUGAACCGCAAAGAUCACUAUGUGUUCCGCGUACUUUGAAAGAAAUUAAGUGGGUCAUGGUGCAAGCGCCGAACAAAGAUGUUCUCUCAUUUGGGGGCGCAAAAGACAAUGAUGGCUACUUGGCAAAGUUCGGAAAGGCUAUAAAAGUAUCGAAACAAACUUAUCAAGUCCAGGUGGCUGUGGGCCCAGGAUAUGGAGUUUAUGAAGCAUCAAUGACAUAUUUGGUGUAUGAAGACAAAUUCAUUAUGGAUUCAAGAGAUAUUUCACGAACUAAUGUAUAUGGGGACGAACCGAAAUGUAUAAGCGCUACCCAUCCACAUCUAAACAUGUAUUGUUAUUGUAAAAAGUAA
Molecule: messenger RNA, 2028 nt
Organism: Spodoptera littoralis (African cotton leafworm)
Lineage: Eukaryota; Metazoa; Arthropoda; Insecta; Lepidoptera; Noctuidae
Source: the annotation of a GenBank genome assembly